This is a messenger RNA of Cornus florida, 1279 nucleotides long. RefSeq names its product protein LEAD-SENSITIVE 1-like. The record is from RefSeq and is a predicted model, not a curated record. NCBI's taxonomy places the organism in Eukaryota, Viridiplantae, Streptophyta, Magnoliopsida, Cornales, Cornaceae. The coding region runs from base 200 to 976 and encodes 258 amino acids. The transcript has 3 exons.
AGGAAUGAGGAAAGUGGAGGAGAAGGGAGGGCAUUAUUGUCAUUUGAUUUAGAUUGGUGCGCUCUAUCGCGAAUCGAAACUGAAUAAAAGUGGUUCGCCGCUUUCUUCUGGUCUCAGGAUCAGAAUCGUUAAUUGGGAAGAAAAGUUUUUUAAGUUUAGAAAGAGAGAGAAAUAGAAAGAGAAAGAGAAAGAGAGAGGAAUGGGGCUUCUAUCCAACAGAGUGGAUAGAGCAAGCCUCAAACCAGGCGAUCACAUCUACUCCUGGAGGACUGCUUAUAUAUAUGCCCAUCACGGCAUCUAUGUUGGGGAUGAUAAAGUUAUCCAUUUUACUAGACGUGGCCAAGAAGUAGGAACAGGGACAGUGCUGGAUGUCCUCUUGUUAAGCUCAGGACCAGCCCGAUCUCAAGUGCCGUGCACCACUUGCAGCCCUCUAGUGGAGGGUCAUGGUGUUGUCUCCUCAUGCCUGAACUGCUUCCUUUCCGGUGGUGUUCUGUACCGUUUUGAGUACUCUGUCAGCCCUGCUCUCUUUCUUGCAAAAGCACGAGGCGGGACUUGUACUCUAGCAGUUUCAGACCCAGAUGAGAUUGUGGCCCAUCGAGCAAACUAUCUACUCAACAAUGGCUUUGGGUGCUAUAAUGUAUUUAAGAACAAUUGCGAAGACUUUGCUAUCUACUGCAAGACAGGACUACUUGUCCUGGAUCAAAGAACAAUGGGUCAGAGCGGACAGGCAGUAUCUAUAAUAGGUGGCCCCCUUGCAGCUGUUUUAUCUACGCCAUUGCGUCUUGUCACCACCAAUGUUUACGGGAUGGCAGCAACAGCUGUUGGGGUCUACUGUGCUAGCCGCUAUGCUGCUGAUAUUGGCAUGAGGAGGGAUGUGGAGAAGAUGUCUGCUGAGGAUUUGACGAGGAGGUUGGCAAUGGGAACACUUCAGGUUGCUGAACCGAGUAUCGGAGCUUUGCCGCCUCCCAUCUGUUAGUCCUCACUGGUUUCCAUCCUAAUAGAAUAUGAAGUUUGUAUGUUUCUCUUGAUGUUUGGUCAAUAAUUGCUGGAAACCGGGCUUUUUAAUGUCCAGUACGUCAUCAACUUGGUGGUGGACUAGCUUCGUUUUAUGCAGGUCUGCUCUUAUUUUACAUUAAAUUCUGUUUGGGGAUUGGCAUGUUCUAUAUAUUUUAGUUUGUGAAUUACAAUUUAUUUUGAAAUGAUAGGCUUUUGGACACUCUGUAUUCUUUGUGAAUUGAAAUAUAUUUUGAAAUGUUAGGCUUUGGAGAAUUUGGUUGAA